CCCCACCCCUCCGUCAUCAGCUGAUCCUCUCAUUUCAUCUCUGCUGCCUUUUGCUCUCUUUCCAACCAGCUGUCCAUCCGUCACCAUCAGCUCAGGCUUUUUCACAGCCUCCAAGCAUCAUUUGGUCCAUUUUUGACUGUUUUUUUCUUCUUUAUUUGCUUGUUUUUCUUUUUUAUCUACAUUUUCCUCUUUAGUUUGACUAAUUUUCUGAGUUUUUUCCCCAUUUUUAUUUGCUUGCCUUCUGUUUUUUUGCAUCUUUUUCCGUCCUUCUUAGUCUGUUUUUUCUUUUCUCCAUCAUCGGGGCUCAGAGAUAUGAAGCGUCACCAUGGGUUUUAUGGAGUUCUACCUGGAGAUUGACCCCGUCACCCUGAACCUCAUCAUCCUGGUUGCCAGCUAUGUCAUCCUGCUCCUGGUUUUCCUCAUCUCCUGCAUCCUCUACGACUGCCGGGGCAAAGAUCCCACCAAAGAGUACGCCCCCGAGGCCCCGGCGCCGCCCAGCCAGUCGCCCAUUCGCCUGGUUGUCAUGCAGAACUCGCCGGCUUCGUCACGUUACGAACCCAACAACGCGGCGGCGGGACCCGGUGAGCUGCAGACGCCGGACCUGAACCGGGACCGAGAGAGGGAGAAGAGGAGCACUCUGGUCUGAAGACGAGGAGGAGGAGGAGGAGGAGGAGGAGGAAGGUCUGAUGGACGACCGUGAAGAUCUGUUCUGUCACUUUGUGAACAGUAUUUAGUUUUGAACUGAUGUUUUUAUUAUUUUUGAACAAAACUGGAUGAUGAGAAGCUGAGGACACCAGCAGGAGGGUCUCCUGUUGAGAAGACUACAAAUCCCAGAAGCCCCUGCAACUCCCACCUGUCCACCUGCAGAACAUGGGACCGAUGGAGGACACCAUGGACCACCAUGGACCACCAUGGACCUGAACACGUCCACAUGGGACUCAGUUUAAGGAAAAGACAGUGACGAGGUGAACGU
This is a messenger RNA of Sphaeramia orbicularis (orbiculate cardinalfish), 973 nucleotides long. RefSeq names its product small integral membrane protein 36 (gene smim36). Lineage: Eukaryota; Metazoa; Chordata; Actinopteri; Kurtiformes; Apogonidae. The record is from RefSeq and is a predicted model, not a curated record. The coding region runs from base 326 to 646 and encodes 106 amino acids. The transcript is spliced from 2 exons.